UUGAAAACGAUGUCAUUUCACCGUUGUCGUCGACGCAGCCACAGCAUAACCGUCCCUUAUUACACUCGGUCCUUCAUCUACUUCAUCUCUAUUUCUUCUCAUCCCCUGACAUUCAUCCUGUAAUCCUCUUCGUCAUCUUUGUUAUUAUCGUCCGACUCUUCACAGUCAGUGUUUAUUAUUGUAAUCGUUGUCAUCAUCUUUAUCAUCAUCACCCGCGUCAUCAUAAUCGUCCACUUACAAUAGCAACAACUACAAUAUUAUUCGCCACCUUUACUUAACGAGAAACUUCUCAAGCGAUUUGCAUAAACAAAUACACUUGUGCACAUUCCAUACAGACACACGGACACACGAGGACAACGUGCGAUAUAGACACAUAGAUACACGCACACAUACAUAGCCAAGCACACACGCACAAACACACACGUAUAUAUACGAACACUCAUACAAUCACAUGUGAAAGCUCACACACUGACACGUAAAAGUGCAGAGAGACACGCCUUUCUGUGGAUCUAUUCGGUGCCGUACUCAAAUCAAUGAAUUAAGACACAGACACACACACACACAGACACGCACUCACACACAGAUACACACAUAGGUGUGCGUGUAUAUUCAUACAUACAUACAUACAUACAUACAUACAUACGUAUGUUUGUACAUACAUCAUUUCUCAACGCGUGCAUGCAUCUCACGUUUACAAUACUAAACAUACUGCAUAUUCCACACACAGGCACAUACGCUGCACACGCGCACACAGACACACGCACAAACACACGCGCGCGCGCGCUCACUCCCAUACGUUCACAGACGAACAGAAUCAUUCGCACAUUCACACAGCGCUAUACCUCACCAUUCUCCACAGCACUGUACACAUAACAAACUCGCGCGCGCACACAGACACAAAAAGACAUACCGUGCACAUCAUAAACACCAAAAGCUUCCACCGGACUCAUUUCAGAGCGGUCGGCGACGGUGGAAAAUAAGAACAGUUAAAAGUAAAAAGCACGCAUAACAAAGCGAGCCACAGUGGAUGGAGGGCGGUAGGUAUAUCUGGCAGAACAGAGCAGACCUACGAAAAUCCCAGGUGAAAUUCUUUAAGCUGCGCCCCAUGAAGGCAAGCGUUCGUUCAAUGGUUGUUAUCAGACAACAGGUGUUGGCUACGAUUUUGUUCUUCGUAGCUGGGGUUAGUUCGGAUUUACAUAUAAUCGGAUUGUUUCCCACGACAACUGAAAGGGAAGCUGGUGCCAUAGGACGUGGGGUCCGUCCAGCUGUAGAACUUGCUAUAGAGAAAGUGAACUCCGAUCCGGGAAUCUUACCUCACUGGAACCUUACUGUAAAUUGGAACGACACUAAGUGCGACAUGGCUGUUGCUACCCGCUUAUUCUUUGAUAUGAUGCACGAAAACACAACUAAAAUCAUAUUAUUUGGCGACGCAUGUUUUAACGUGACAGGACCUAUGGUGCAAAUUUCAAAAUGGUGGAAUAUGACGCAGUUAUCCUAUGCUGACACAAAUCCUUUACUGUCAGAUCGAAAGGAAUAUGAAAAUUUUUUCCGAACAGUACCCAGUGAUAGUGAUUUUAAUCCGGCCAGACUUGCACUUUUGAAACUUUUCCAAUGGUCCCGAGUUGGGACCCUCUUUGAAGAUACAUCCGAACAUGGAUAUUCGAUCAACAGAUUGGUCAGUUUACUUGAAAAGAACAACAUUACUAUUAUAAAAGUACAGAGCUUUGCCGAUGAUGCUGAUACAGCACUGCAAAAUUUAAAGGAGAAAGAUGUUCGUAUCAUUCUCGGAAACUUCUCACCCCAGAUGGCUCCAAACGUCUUCUGUAAUGCCUACAAAAGAGGGAUGUAUGGACCAAAGUACCAGUGGAUAAUCCUUGGUGGUUAUCCGGUGGAUUGGUGGACACAGAGUGAAGAGAAUUGUACUCAAGAGCAAAUCAAUGAGACAAUCCAUGGUUACAUUUCAACAGAUAUCCUCCCACUCAGUAGCAGCAAUUUAGUUACGGAUUCUGGUUGGACGCCAGCAACGUACCUGGACAAAUACAACAAAAAACGAGGAAACGAAUAUAGCAAAUUCCAUGGUUACGCAUUUGACGGAAUCUGGGUGAUUGCAAAGGCAUUUGAUCGUCUGGCGAGAAAGCGGAAACGGCGACAUACACCUUUAGUCUUUACUCGUGAGGAAGUUACUGCAGCUCUAAAUGCAACAAAUUUUCUUGGUGUGACGGGAACCGUCCGUUUCAACAGAGGAGAUCGAGUAGGCGGUAUUCUCUUUGAACAAUUUCAAGAUGGGAAAAUGGUUAAAAUAGGUGAAUAUUACCAACUAGAUGACCAUUUAAACUUAUCAGAUUGGAAUAAAAUCAUUUGGAGAGGUGAGAGGCCACCUCUAGAUGGCUUUUUACGGAUUGAGCAAAUGCAAAGGGUUUCCAUUAUUGCCUAUGGAAUAUUUUCUUCAUUGGCAGCCCUAGGAAUAGUUAUGGCAUGUAUGUUCCUGGCAUUUAAUAUUAAAUUCCGGAAACAUAGAUAUAUAAAGAUGUCGAGUCCAAAUAUGAACAAUAUGAUUGUUACCGGGUGUAUACUUACAUAUACUAGCGUGCUAUUACUAGGAACAGACGGGCGAAUAUUAUCACAUAACAGCUUUGCAUUUAUGUGUAACGCACGAGCUUGGGUAUUAAGUAUUGGUUUUACAUUAGCCUUUGGCGCGAUGUUUAGUAAAACAUGGCGAGUGCAUGCCAUAUUCACCAACAUUAAAUUAAAUAAAAAGGUUAUAAAAGAUUAUAAAUUGUUCCUGAUCGUCGGAGUCCUGUUAGUUGUCGACGGUGUAAUGUUAGGUACUUGGUGGGGCAUGGAUCCAUUCCACAUUGCAAGCAAAGAAUUGUCACAUUCGUUAAAAGGAGACAGUGAAAUUGUCCCUGUUGUAGAGUCAUGCGCCAGUGAUUAUAUGACAAUAUGGAUGGGUCUUAUAUAUGCCUAUAAAGGUUUACUUCUGGUAAUUGGUUGUUUCUUAGCUUGGGAAACACGCCAUGUGAGCAUCCCCGCCUUAAAUGAUUCUAAAUAUAUCGGCAUGAGUGUCUACAAUGUGGUGAUAAUGUGUACAUGUGGAGCUGCCGUUUCUAUUAUCAUCAAAGACAAGCCCACGUCAGCUUUUAUCAUUAUAGGUCUUUUCAUCAUAUUUUGUACAACCAUCACAUUGUGCCUUCUCUUUGUUCCAAAGAUAAUAGAACUUAAAAGAGACCCUAAAGGAGAUGAACGUGCAAGAAUGAGAGCAACUUUUAAAAAACCUUCAUCCAAACAAAUUAGUAUUGAGCCACCAAAUACAGAAUUGCACCAAAAGCUGACUUUAGUGAGUGAUGAAAACAUGAGAUACAAACAAAUACUGGAACAGAAAAACAAAGAAAUCCAAGAACUGAUGGAACAAUUAGGAGAUGAAGCGAGUUUAUAUGAAACAUCAAUGAAAACACCAGUACAUAAAAUGGUAGAAUCAUUAAAAACUACUGAUACAUCUCCUAGCAAGUACUCAAGAAGCACCAUUACGUCGGAUGGCGAUUCUACAUCUAUGAUAUCUGACUUAAGUGCAGCGACGAGUAUAUGGCAAGUUGAUUCUCCAUCUGGUCAGCGAAUUUACCUUCGACUUCAUUCAUUAGGAGAUGACACUUCAUGCACUGAAAGUAUUGAACUUGUAGACUUCAGUAAGAAACCUACUUUUAAUAAAUUGACGCCAAUGAGAGAAGAAUUCGUCCAAAAUGAACACUAUGAUGAUACCUAUGCGACAGUAUAUUGUACAAAAUCAGAAUCCACGUCGAAGCACAGCUUACAAAGCUCUACAGAGCAAGCCGAAGUUCCUAUUAUUCAGCCAGCAGAGGAGGAGCAUCCUCUAGUCCACAAAUAUGCCCACAUAACUUUCUUAGAUGGCCCUGUGGCCGACGAUGAAUCAACGGACUCCUUGGCAAUAGACCAAAAUAAAGAAGAAGAAGAAAGAAGCAUUAUCAGUGGUGACAUGCCAGGCCUAGAAGACAGUAGUGACGAAGACACUCUGGUUGACUAUGAAGAUUGUGAGCUGGCGGACAACCAACUGAGUGAAAGCCCGAGCAGUUGGCAUGAAACUUUCAGCGGCGGCGGAAUCACGUUCUCCGCGUCAUCAAACAGCAGUGAAACCCUCUUCCAUCCCAUCCCUGCCACCAGCAAUGACGAGAUUCAGACCAACAAUUGCAUUAAAAUCGAAGACAAUGACAUCAACAUUAUAGGCACAGACACAUUACAAAUAAGCAUAUCUCCCACUGCGACCACAACGACCAGCACCGUGAAUGACACUAACAUAUCUAGUAGUACUACUUCGAUCAGUACAGCAACAUUUUUAUUAGAAACAUUGUCAUCAUCAUCAGCAGCAACAUCGCCAGAAGAAGAACCAUUAACAGAAGCAUCUGCUACAAUUACACGCCAUAGAAAUAGCGAUUCUAGUUGGGGAUGUAGCCAUAGUGACUCAAGCUGUAGCUCCACAGGCAACAGCAAUGAAUAUAAUAAGAGCAGCGAUAGCAGUAAUAAUAAUAACAACAAAAGAACCAGCAAUAUUAACAGUAGUAGCAGCAGUAGUAGCUGUAGCAGUAGUAGUGCUUGGAGAAGACGAAGCAACAGCAAUAAUAGUACUAAUAGCAGCAAUAGUAGAAUAACGUGCAGAAGUAGAGCAAGGUCUAGAAGUAUAAAGAGUCUAUCAUCAUGUGAAACUGUCUCAAACCGAGCAGAAAGCAAUCAGGAAUUAGCAGCCAACAACAACAAUAGUGAACCCAAUGAUAAUGAAAACACAGACACAAACCAAAACACAAGAGAACAAAUAGAAGCGUGCAGCCUCCUUUCUUGCAAUAUACCUGCAGUAAGUGAAUCUCAUAUAUGGAACACUUUGAACGUUGAGCAAUCUAUCUCGCUAGAACAGAGUGAAACAUAUUUGGCAUCCACAGAAUGGCCGUCGGGAUCAAAGAGUGAACAGGAUAUGGAAAAAGAAAGUUUUCUACAAAAGUCGGAUUCAUUUGAAAAAUUGUACGCUAACAAAGUUGGGGAAACGUCUGCAACUGAAAUUGAAUCAGACCCUGAAGAAAAAGAAAUAUUUGUCGAUACAAUAUUAGACCAAUCAAACACUUCACCCAAAGCAAUGAACAUAUCCCGACCAGUAUUGACAUGCGAUAUUAUCGAGCGUGUUUAAGGUCAUAUAUGUAUAUAUAACACAUAUAUACACACACACUCAUAUUUAUAGGUAAAAAACAUUGAUACAUAUACAUAC
This is a messenger RNA of Octopus sinensis (East Asian common octopus), 5266 nucleotides long. Its product is annotated as gamma-aminobutyric acid type B receptor subunit 2-like. The record is from RefSeq and is a predicted model, not a curated record. Gene Ontology annotation, molecular function: G protein-coupled GABA receptor activity. The transcript is spliced from 21 exons. The coding region runs from base 1028 to 5188 and encodes 1386 amino acids. Gene Ontology annotation, biological process: gamma-aminobutyric acid signaling pathway; G protein-coupled receptor signaling pathway. Lineage: Eukaryota; Metazoa; Mollusca; Cephalopoda; Octopoda; Octopodidae. Gene Ontology annotation, cellular component: membrane; G protein-coupled receptor heterodimeric complex.